Sycon ciliatum is the source of this 951-nucleotide messenger RNA. RefSeq lists its product as uncharacterized. The record is from RefSeq and is a predicted model, not a curated record. Bases 1 to 951 code for a protein of 316 amino acids. NCBI's taxonomy places the organism in Eukaryota, Metazoa, Porifera, Calcarea, Leucosolenida, Sycettidae. The transcript has a single exon.
AUGAGUGAGGCAGCAAACACAUCGGUGGGCCGCGUCCCUACAACAAACAAGACGCAUAGAAAUGGCUUCAGCGGGGAAAUUGAAAAGCUAGCAGCAGAGAAACACAAACUGCGUCUCAACAUUACGGUGUGCAGAGAUGGAACGAAGGUAAAAGAAAUGAAAACACGACGCAACAGGCUGGCACACCAAAUUCGCCGGGAAUGCCUCAAGUUAGCAUCGACUCGACUGGUCGAACGUGUAGCUGAAAUAGACCAAAUGAAAGACGACGCGAAAAUGUUCAAAGCAACACGACUACUGCGCCGACAGCAGCAGUCACCAGUUGUGGUUGAAGACUCUGAUGGCAAACUCAUUGCACAACCUAGUGAAUCAGUCGAAGCAUUAAGGCAACACUUCCGUGCUAUAUUCUGUAAUCCUGCUCUCGAGUCAUCUAGGCUCUUACGGACGGAGGAAGACCUUAAAAACCCUACAAAGCAGACAGAUGUACAUGGCGCAGCUAAGCGCUCGAACAUUGCCACUACCUUCAACAAUUAUGCCAAAGACAAAUCACUCAAGCUAGGCGAUGGGCUACUGAUCCCGAUACCAAAGCCGGGAAAGAAAAGAGGUCCUCCUGGAAAUGUAAGGCCAGUUACCCUGUUGAACACCCUGCGUAAACUUCUUUCAUUGGUCAUCCUGAUGCGGAUCAAGCCAGCUAUCAACGGGUACUUGUCACUGAACCAGAGCGGGUUCCGGUCAGGGAGAAGUACUGGAGACGUGGUAUAUAGCUAUCGGUGGUUAUCAGCAAGAUGCCAACGGGUUGCGUCGGAGAUAUCAAUCUUAGGCAUUGAUAUGUCAAAGGCAUUUGACACUAUAUCAAGGGUCAGGCUGAUCGAUAUACUGUCAUCAGUCAUUGAUCAUGAUGAGCUGCACAUCAUCCAGUGCCUUCUGACAGACAAUAAAAGUAAAGCUGAAUAA